GUGUGUGCGCGCGAGCACCUGAAAGCGGCCGGGAUGCAGCAGAGCGGAGCAGCCAGCGCUCGUGGCUGCGCUCUCGUUCCCCUGCUGGCUGUGUUGUUCUGCCAGGGUGCUCACGUGGCCCUUUCCUUGGAGAUCAAAGUGGAUGCCCACGUCCGGGGUUACGUGGGAGAAAAGAUCAAGCUGCGAUGCACCUUCAAGUCAACAGCGUCUGUCAGUGACAAGCUCACCAUAGACUGGACAUACCGUCCACCCAGCAGCAGUCGAACAGAAUCAAUUUUCCAUUAUCAGUCUUUCCAGUACCCGACCACAGCAGGCACAUUUCGGGAUAGGAUUUCCUGGGCCGGAGAUGUGUACAAAGGGGAUGCAUCCAUAAGCAUCCGUAGUCCGACCCUCAAGGACAACGGCACGUUCAGCUGCGCGGUCAAGAACCCCCCAGAUGUGCACCAUAAUAUUCCAAUGACAGAGCUGACCAUCACGGAACGGGGUUUUGGUACCAUGCUCUCCUCUGUGGCGCUUCUUUCCAUUCUCGUCUUCAUUCCCUCGGCACUGGUGGUCAUCCUGCUUCUGGUGAGGAUGGCACGCAAGUCUGCGGGGCUCAAGAAGAGGAGCAAAUCCAGCUAUAAGAAGUCUUCUAUUGAGGUGUCAGAUGACACUGAUCAGGAGGAGGAGCAUGACUGCAUGGCCCGGCUGUGUGUCCGCUGUGCUGAUUGCCUGGAGUCAGACUAUGAGGAAACCUAUUGAUUAACAUCCUGUGAUGGAGGACGAGUCCCCUGCUCUGGUACUGGACCCUGGCCUGAGCCAUAGGCCUGUCAAGAAGUAGACUGGGCCCAGCCCAACAACAGCAGAGCCUAGAGGUCACCAGCAAAGACUGAGCCAUGUAUUUAUUGAAGAAGUUUUCUUCUCGUAUUUAUAAACUCCUCAGAAGUGCUCAGAAUACAUUCAUCUUACCCCCGUGGGUAACUCACAUUUGACUUGAAAGGAGGAAUCCUUUUUCCGACUUGAAGGAUGCUGUUUGUUUUGUCUUUGCUCUUAAAUGUGUGCCACGAUUUCUUCCAGUGAUGCGAGGGAGAGCCCUAAACAGAGGCCAUGCUACUGUGCCAAUAUUUUGUGUAUUUCUUUAUUUCAACGCGUAGCAUGUUUCUCCCUAAUGUGCUGCCAAAUAUGUUUGGGAAAAGUGGG
Messenger RNA from Suncus etruscus (white-toothed pygmy shrew), 1179 nucleotides. It is a transcript of the gene MPZL3, whose product is annotated as myelin protein zero like 3. The transcript is spliced from 6 exons. The record is from RefSeq and is a predicted model, not a curated record. Lineage: Eukaryota; Metazoa; Chordata; Mammalia; Eulipotyphla; Soricidae. Bases 34 to 741 code for a protein of 235 amino acids. Gene Ontology annotation, cellular component: membrane.